UAAAAGCAUAUUGUAGACGUAGACAGACCAUCCAUUCAACCGCGGAAUCGCUCCGCAAGCACCCGACCCGGCCCGCCAUCGACAUCUCGCCAUCUGUAUGUAUCCCCAUCGCGUUAAACACGAUCAAUGCUGCAAGCAACCGGUCGGAAUCCUGGCAUCAACUGAAUUAGCAAGCCAAUUUAUCUCGUAUCUAUACCGCGGGAAACACCAGACACUCUCCCACAAUGUCCCACAAUCAACCAUCCAACCCCACCACAACCUCAAACCCCUCUACCCAGGAUACCAAUAGCAACAACAACAACAACACCAAUUCCCAAAAUCCCUACGACUAUGAAACCGGGCUCAACACGCGACGAGCCGUCCUCGGCCCCGCCCAUGUAAACCGCUCCGUCCAAAACAGCAACGCCUUCACAGCACCCAUGCAAGAAAUGAUCACCGAAUGGGCCUGGGGCCACGUCUGGAACCGGCCGGGGCUAGACAGGAAGCAGCGGUCGCUCAUGAACAUCGGGAUGCUGAUUGCGCUUGAUCGUCAGCCUGAGUUGGCGAUGCAUGUUCGCGGCGCGGUGAGGAAUGGAUUGUCCGAGUUGGAGAUUCGCGAGGCUGUUAUCCAUGCGACGGUUUAUUGUGGUGCGCCGGCGGGUAUGGAGGCGAUGAGGACUGUUGAUGGUAUCUUGGGGGAGAUGGAAAGGGCAGGGGAGAUUAAGAGGGAGUUGGUUUGAUCUGUCUGUUGAUUGUGUUUUGGUAUGGGUUCGGUUCGAUAUCGUUCGUUGUCUAUGUUGCAAAAGUAAGCAGAUUAGGGAAAUACAAAAGAAUGGAAUAAUUCCAAGGUAUGGGGAAUUAAUGCGGUAGAUUGCAUAG
Aspergillus versicolor CBS 583.65 is the source of this 858-nucleotide messenger RNA. RefSeq lists its product as uncharacterized. The record is from RefSeq and is a predicted model, not a curated record. The transcript has a single exon. The coding region runs from base 225 to 719 and encodes 164 amino acids. Gene Ontology annotation, molecular function: peroxiredoxin activity. NCBI's taxonomy places the organism in Eukaryota, Fungi, Ascomycota, Eurotiomycetes, Eurotiales, Aspergillaceae.